CUCGCAAACUGAAAUUGACUGAACGAUGACUUUAUGAACAGCUUUUGUGUUUAUAACGUGCGAUAUUGAACUUCGUAAAUCUUUUUAAUUUAACAAAGAAAAUAUGAAGCAGCCAAAUAUUCUUGUAACUGGCACACCAGGAGCCGGGAAAACUUAUUUUGCGAAAGCAAUUGCUGAUAAAUAUGAUCUGAAUUUUAUAGAAGUCAGUAGAAUUGUUCAGGAACAUCAUUUUACAGAUGGAUUCGAUGAAACUUUAGACUGCCCUAUAUUAGAUGAAGAUAAGCUUUUAGAUUUUCUUGAGCCGAUAAUGAAAGAAGGUGGAAACGUUGUCGAGUAUCAUUCUUCUGAAUUCUUUCCUGAACGCUGGUUUCACGCCGUUUAUGUCGUUCGAUGUGACACAGAUGUGCUUUUCAAACGUCUGGAAGAACGUGGAUAUAAUGCAAAGAAAAUACAAAACAACAUCGAAUGUGAGAUUUUUCAAAUGGCCAUGGACGAAGCAAAAACUUCAUAUAAGUCUAAUAUCAUCACUGAAGUUCGAGGAGAAAAGCAAGAAGAUCUUCAAAAAGGCUUGGAACAUGUCGGAAUUUUUUUGGAUGAAUAUAAGGAGUGAUUUUUAAUUAUUGUAAGGCUGAAAAAAGAACAAUCAGUAGCAUUUAUACCACUAUACAUUAUAUUUAUAAAAUUAUCAUCGUUAUAUCACAUUUUUAAUCAUUCUUUCGUCAAUUGCGAAAUAAAAUCUGUUGAAAUUAUUUUAGUCAUUCAAAAAUUA
Messenger RNA from Clunio marinus, 769 nucleotides. The record is from the annotation of a GenBank genome assembly. NCBI's taxonomy places the organism in Eukaryota, Metazoa, Arthropoda, Insecta, Diptera, Chironomidae.